GUUCACCACUAGAAUGCAACGCCGUAAGCGCAAGCUGGCAGCACUGUGUGCAAAAAAUACAUACGAUUUAAACUAAUGGUACAAUUACGUAUUACGUGAAAAGAACGCACCGAAAGUAAUAAUAAAGUAAAUCCUUCACAAAAUAGUGUUAUAAAUGCCAACAUAUAAAGCGUGUGUGUGUGCUAUAUUCAAAGAAUCCAAGAGGAAAAGUGAUUCAAACUAGUUUCAGCACCUUGGAUUUCGAUUACAUUUUUCAUCUAUACACUUGCAAAAAGCGACUAGAGCAGCAGCAGCAGCCGAAGCAUUGGAGAACGACGGUAGAGAGAAAGAGAGCGCUAACAAGCGAGAACGUAGGAGAGCCAAAGCCAGACAGGCAGACAGACGGGCAGGCAGACAGCCAGCGCAACACAGCUAACAACAGCGGCCAAAACGCGUUGAAUAGCGACGACAAUAGACAAAUAAAAUUGAUUUCGGCAAUCGAAAAAGCAAACAAAUUAUAAAUCGUUUCCGCAACCGUGCUCUUCAUUAAAAGGAGGGACACAUUAAUGUGUCGUACCUAAAAAACAUUUGGUUAUAUUUUUUUUGCAAACGGCUGAGUAAGCGUAGAAGAGUGCAAAAAACGUACAAAAGAAAGAAAAAAAGGAGCCAAGGAGCAACGAACUGUGUGUGCGGUGUAUGCUCUGAGUGUAAAAGGUCGUUUUACAGCUCAUACAAGAAGACUGAGAAUAUAUACAGCAAACACUCAAGUGAAGAGAAACUACAAAGAAAAGCAACAAUAAAACGUAAGGCGCCAAGGAGGCAACUAAAACAGAUCUCGACCCCCUCGACAUCGACAUUCGCACAGCCCGACUACCGAACGUUCGCAAAUAUCUGCAUCACAAAUAAAUCGCAUCGAGAGCGAUUAGCGUGGAACGCGCGGCGGCAGUAGGCGGCAAAGGAAGCUAACGCUAAUGAGGAUCUAUUGGCAGCAUGAGUACACUGGGGGGAAGUAGGGGAGAGCGAAAUGCCAAGCCCAAAUUCACAGCGUUGGAUAUAAAUCGCAUGUACAAGAAUAGCCGUGGCGAAUCGAGUGAACCAUCUGCCCAAAAGAAUCAAGUGCCGCGUAAACAUGGAAUGCAAAUAUUGGGAAAAGUGCCUUCAGCUAGGCGGCCACCGGCCAAUCUGCCAUCCCUAAAGGCCGAGACCAACAUCAGCAGCAGCAAUAGUGCAACGCCUUUAAGCAACAAUAACACCAACAAUAACAACAAUCUCCUUGCAUCUGUUGACGGCAACAGCAGCAGUACGAUCUGCAGCGGCUCCAACGCAGGAGGCGCAGGCGGAACAGCGAUCAGUGCAGCGGCAACUGGCGCAGGUGCAAACAGCGCUGGUCAUAACAGCAUCUCCACUGGACACAGUAGUGGUAACAGCAGCAUCAGUUCAGCGGGAGGAUCAGCUCUUGGUCACCACCACAAUAACGCUAGCAAAUAUAAUAGCAACAGCAACAGCAGCAACAAUAACAGUACCAGCAACAGUAACAGCCACAGCAGCAACAGCAAUAACAAUAAGAACUUGAAAUUAAUAAACAACUCUGCAACAAGCGGAGGCGCUUCAGCCGGCAGCGGCGGAGCAGGAUCGGGUGGUGUUGCUGCAAGCGCUAGCGGCGGCCACUCAAAUAACUCACCCAAGACAUGGUCAGCGAUAACGACAGGACACGAACGUGCAGGCGGCACCGGUGGCCAUGGUGGCCAUUAUGGGAACCGUCAGGCGCACCAUCAUCAGCCACAACAGCAGGUGGUGCCGCACUAUCAAAGUCCACAGUUUCAAUACGAGUUCCCCACAUUAAUGGGCGGCAGCGGUGGCGCUGCAUCCUCAGGUGGUCAUGCGGGCGCAGCCGGCGGCGGUGGCAAAUCAUCAAAGGAUCAGCAGGCGCAUUACCAGGGACAGCAGCACGCACAUCAUCACCAGAAUCAUCAUUAUCAACAGCAACAGCAACAACAGCGAGAUUAUCGCGAUCAUCAUGGCCAUCAUGGGCGCCAGUUUGGCGGUCACGGUGUACACCACUUGCAUCGAGGCGGUGGCACCAAUAUGGAUCCCGGCAGUUACAGAGAUGGCAGCGACGACGUCGGCGGAGGAGGCAGCGGCGAACUCACCGAGAUGAGCCUGCGGCCCCAAAACGACCCAGCGGCUUGGCUGCAGCAACAGGAGAAGGCCGCCAAGGAGCUCGCUUUGAACCAACAGGGCCAGGGCCACCAGAUACCGGCCAACGGGAGCGGUGCGGGCGCAGGAUCGGGCGGCAGUGUACCACUGCCUAUACUCUCGCUAAUGCCGUCAUUCAUGCGUAGCGGAGCACCGCUGCCCGCCUCUGGAAUAGGAGGUGGGCCUACAAUGGCAGCGGCCGUUGCAAAUGCUGCAUCCAGCAUUGCCUCAGAUCUGGCUUCGUCGGCGCCUGCGCCCUAUCAAAAUGGCAUCACCGGAAACCGAUCCUCCUCGCCGGCCAUUCUAGGCAGCUUUCGUGCUGCGGCUGCAAUUCCGAAGCGACCAGUUGCUGGCAAUGCGGCGAUGACGACGCCACCACCGUCAGCGACAAUGGGAGGAAGUGGGGGCGCGACAACACCUCCGCAGCAACAGCAGCUGCAGACGAAUGGGCCCGGGGGUCGCAAGGACAAGGACAAGGACUAUGUGGUAGAGCCGGAGGUGGCGCAAAUGCAGCGUCCAAUCAUACGUGAAGAGGAUUUGGAGCGUCUGAAUGCGAUUGCCAAAGACGAUAGCUGGACGAAACAGGAUGAAAUUGACUACACAAAGAAACUCACAUUUUCUGAUGACGAGGAGCAUGUCAGCCUAGAGGAUCAGCACCACAAUAACCACAAUAAACAGCAGCAACAGUCAAUCCAAUCCAGCAGCAGCAACGAUCAACGCAAAUCGUCGGGCAGCAGCUCAUGGCAGCGCGGCAAGGAGAGCAGCGAGCGAGACUUGGAUGGCCCCUCUGAUCAGUGUCAGAGUCAAGGUCAGGAUCAGCGACAGCAGAACGGCCACCGCAGCAGCUCGGGCAAUGUGGUCGUUGGCGGCGGAGGUAUUGCUCUUGAUGCCGGCGUCUAUGAGCGUGUCAAGCAGCGUAAAGAAGAGGAGGAGCGCCGUCAGAUGGAACGUAAGCAGGCGGCAGCAAAGAAGCUACAAGAGCUUGAAAUGAAAAUGAACAGCAAGAAGGCACUGAGCGAGAGUAGCGGUGCAAAUACUGCCGGCAGCGAGGCGCCAACCGUGCCCCUGGGCAAUGUCAGCGAGGAUGAGGGCGGAGGUGUUGGACAGCAGCUGCAGCAGCAGCGUCGUCCACGUGGCAGUAUCUCCAGCAUGGGCAGCGCUGGUGGGAAUGGCUCCGCCUCAGUUCCAAUUACCACAUCCGCAGCUGUUGGCGAUUAUAGCCAAAAGCCUGUCUUCAUGACGCAUUUCCAAUCGAAUUUACCGCCGCGUUUCCAGCGCCAGCAGCAGCAGCAGCAACAACAGCAGCAGCAAUUACCACGCGGUGGACUCGAGAAGAGCGCAUCGGCCAGUAGCGCCUUCGAGAACAGCAACUCACGCUAUCUCCAAAAGGGUGGCAGUGGCAACGGCUCCAGCGGUAGUGGUGGUAGUAGCGCAGGCAGCGGUGUGCGAAGCAUCUCUGGCGGCUAUGCGCGUGUGGGCAGCAGCGGCAACUAUGGACGCAAUCGUCAUGACAGUGCCAGAGGCGAGGAACAGGAUGCUACAGCAAUUGGAGCAUCCAGUGCACGCGAUUUGGAGCAGUCCAGAUAUACGCGUGGCCAGGAUUAUCGCAGUGGACAGCAGCAGCAGCAGCAAUUGAUGCAAUCGCGCAGCAUCUCAGAGAAUUCGCAUCGCAAGACGAGCGUUUCCUCCGGCGAUGAUGUUCUCAUGGGUGGUGGCUCGUGUUCCUCUUGGGCGGAGCAAACUGAUGCCGAACAGAAGCAUCAUCGUCAUCGCGAGGAAAGCUUUUCAUCUACGCACAGCCACGAUUCAGCCGUACAGAUAAAAAUACUGCAGCGGCCAGCACGUCAGCCCAGCCUCAGCGAGGAGAAGCCCCUCUCAGUUGGAAGCAACACGCUUCAGAAGCAGCCAUUAGAGUCCAUGCAGCCCAUUCAGCCUACACAGAUAUUGAGACGCAGCGUUGAGCCCGUUGACAAGUUGGAGGAGAAAACCAUUGACCGCGAAGCUGGCGACAAGGGCGCUGAGACAGAGGCAGCCAAGUUAGCAGGAUUCACUACUGUCAAGGAUGAUGACAAGGAGGCGUCGCGAAGCUCAGCGAUAUCUGCCACGGCAACAUCCGCAUCACAGUCUGCGGCUAGCAAGCGACCAAGUCCACGGGGUGGUCGCGGCGGGCGUGAGGAACUGCAUACGACGAGGGGCGCGGGCAGAAGCUAUCCGGCCAGUGGUGCUGGUGGUGGCAGUUAUCGCGGACAGCGCAGCAACAGCGACUGGAGCAGUCGCAACAGCACUGGUGCAGGCAGCAGCGGCCGUCGCUACUAUGGCAGUGGCGGUGAGCAGUCCGAGCAAUCCGAGGACGUAGACGAGGAUUGUUACAGCAGCGGUGGUGGUGGCGGCGGAGCGUCGCGACGCAGUCCAAAAGUGCAAACGCGCUCUGAUCAAAGCAGCAACAGCAGCGGCUCAGGUGUCACGACCACUACCACCGGCCAAUCAGCAGCAGCUGGAGUGGGAGCAGGUGUUAACAAGGCCGGCUUUUCGCCAAGAGGCGAGCCGUCGCGACGCGGACGUGGUGGUCUCUCUAGUGGCGGCAGCUCGACGUCUGGUUUCCGACGCCAGCCAGCGAGUGGAGGACGUGCGUAUGGCCGUUUGGGUUACGAGGAAUAUAGCAAGCAACGCAACUCAGAAUCGGAAGCGGGCACAUUGUCGGACCUAGACAAGACCAAGCAGAAUCAGCUGGCGCUCAGUGCAGGACUGCACAAGGGCAAGGACGAGAAGGAGGAGCUGUUGAUUGACAAGGACAAGAGUGGCGGCAGCAGCACCAACAACAUCAUAAGCAACAUUAAUAUACCCAACACUGCCGUGGCCAAGGAGGAGCCACACAAAGAUGGGCUUGCAACAGGACCAGCAUCGGGAACUGGUACAGCAGCAGGAGCCAGGCCGCCGCCAGGACUGAGCACAGCUGCUGUCGCCUCUGUUGGAAUGCCUCUAUUGGCUGCCCCAGGCAGCGAUGUGUCUGGCAAAAAGAAGACUAGCGAAUGCACAACAAUUGCGCCGCCAACGGCAGCAACAGCAACAACAACAGCGCCAAUCGGCGACAAGUCCAAGCUAUCGGUCAUUGGCGACAAGAGCGCCAUUGGUGUGGGCGUGGUUGGAGCUGGCAAUCUUUUGAUAGAUGCCAAUGCUCCAGUGAACACCAUCAUCUUCGAGAACUCCACGUAUAAGCAGCAGCAGCAGCACCAAGUGGCAGCCACUGUGCCACUCAAGCAGCAAACCCUGGGAGGAGCAGUUGCCGCCGCAGCCGUCGAAAGCUUAUCGAGUGCGCUUUCGCAGAUGAGCUUUGGCGGCAAUGACGAUGAGCAGCAGCAGCAGGACAUGAAAUUGGGCUUUAGCUUCAGCGAUGAUGCUGCUUCUCUCAAGGUAGUUGACAGCCUGGAAGCGGCCAGCAAGGCAGCCACUCAACACCAGCAGCAGCAGCAGCAACAACAGCAUCAACAGCAACAACAACAACAACAACAUCAGCAGCAGCAAAAUAACUCUACGGCUGAUCUGAACAUGAAGAUAGCGAGCGUGAAAAAGGUGUGGGAAUCGGCCACGCCCAUGUCGGAGGCAACUCAACAGCCAAGCCAUACGGGUAGUGCACAGCAGCAACAGCAGCAGCAGCAACAGCAGCAGCAACAACAGCAGCAGCAGCAGCAGCAGCAGCAACAGCAGCAACAGCAGCAGGUCUCGAGCUCAGUGGUGGAUGACAGUGGCAGUCAUAUAAGUGGUGCAUCUUUUGUAGCCGCUGUGGCUGCCUCACAGCAGCAGCUCCACCAGCAACAGAUGUCCCACUAUGCCGUCUCAGCGGUGCACAUGCAGGGCCAUCACCAGCAGCAGCAGCAGCAGCAACAACAGCCCUCACACCAUCAGCAGCAGCAACAGGCACAUCAUGCUCACCAUGCAUUGUCUUCGCCGGGACCAGUCUAUGGCAGCCACGGAUCGCCCUUCGACACUGGAUCGCUGGAUCAACAAUUCCAGCAACAGCAGCAGCAGGAUGACUAUCCCAGCCCGCAGCAGCAGCAACAUUCGCAACAGCAUCAGCAGGUGAAGGCCAAGCAGCUGCACGCUGGCCUGGGCAUGUCUCCGCCGCCUAGCCAUCAACAGCAACAGCAGCAACACUCGCAGCAGCAGCAACAUCAGUCACAGCAGCAGCAACAGUUGCCGUUCUAUCAGGCAUCGCCGCAGUUUGGCGUCGGCGGCAUUCCAACGAUUCCCAGCCCGCCGGCGGUUGUGUUCAAUUCAUCGCAGUUGGCGCCGCCGCCACCACCAUCGCAGGCGGGCAAUCUGUACGCUUCAUUCCAUUCGCUUGAUCAUUCGAACCGCUCGCCCGCAUACUCAGCGGCCGCCGCCGCGGCGCAUUGCCUGCCCGGUCAUUAUGCGGCCGCAGCAGCAGCGGCAGCCGCUGGCGGUGCCUUCAAUGCGUACGCCAUGCAAACGCCGCAUGGCCAUGGCGGCAAUAUGCCGCCACCGCCUACAGCGCCUACGCCGGACAUGUACUCCAAUAUGCCGUCGCAGUACCGGAUUGGUAGUGGGCCUUUUGGCCAACCGCAGCCCAAUUCGCAGCAGCUGAACAACCCCAAUGCUGCCGCCGUAGCCAUCAUAUCCUCGAACAGCAGUUCCAUGAUGUCGUCGGGCGCGGCCAAGCCGCCGCCGCCCAGUCAACAGCCCAUCGGAGCAAUUGGCUCCAAGUCGGCGGGCAGUGGGGGCGGUCCUGGACCUGGGCCCGGACCCGGUCCGGGCCCAUAUACAACUGCCCAGCACUACAUGAAUAUAUAUGCCGGACCGCAUCCAGGCCAGGGCGGACCACCGCCCGGCACCCAUCAACUGCAGUCGAACAGCUACUACUCAAAUUCGGCACCCGGAGGUCCGAGCGGUCCCCAGUACUAUGGCGGCCCAUCUCAGGGCGCCGGGGGUGGGGCUCAGAAUUAUGGACUGGCCACCGCGGCUGGCAUGUACGGCGGCCAUCAAGGCGGCCCGCCCGGCUCCAAUGGUCCUCCUGGUCCACAGUCACAGCACACGAUGAGCAACUUCAACACGCAGUUCAUGAACUCACAGCUUUUAUCGGCGGCGGGCAUGAGCCAGUUCCGCAGUGGGCCGACGCCCGGCGGUGGCUACCUGAAAAACAGCCAAGGCCAGGGACACAUGCAGGACUCGAUGGGCAGACAACUGAAGAGUCCAUUGAGCGCUGACAUGAGCCUGGGCCUGGCCAAGCAGGGGCAGUCGCAGCCUAGUCCGCCGCAUCACAAGAACUAUGGCGGCUGGGACCUGCAGAAUCAGGUGCUGCAGCAACAGCAGCAGCAGCAACAGCAGCAACAACAACAACAGCAGCAGCAAUCUCAGCAGCAGCGUCAGGGUGGCAACGGCAGCAACAUGAAUGCACUUGGCGGUCGCGGCAGUGGUGCCGUGGGCACUGGCUCCGGCGGCUCUCAGGUGGUGGGUGGUGGUGGCAACGGUGGCGUUGGCAGCGUGGGGCAGAGCAGCGGCAGUGGCCAGGGUCGAUAUCCGGCGCCAAUACAGCGACCAAACAACUAUCCACAGCAUCCGCAGCAGCAGCAGCAGCAACAGCAACAACAGCAACAGCAGCAACAACAGCAACAACAGCAGCAGCAGCAACAGCAACAGCGCGAACAGGCAGCGGCGGCGGCGCAGCGCGCCCAAAGCAUGCGCCAAGUGACUGGAGGUGGCGCAGCCGGCAGUGCCGGCAAUAGCAACGCGCCCGGCGUGCCACCUGGCGCCAACGGCGGCCCUGGUGGCCCAGGCGGAGCCGGCGGCGGCAACUCCCCCGCAGCAGCGGCUACGGCGCAGCUCAGCAAGCCCUACUAUUCAAAUAAUGCGGCGGGCGCUGGCGGCGCCAACCGUGGUGAGUGGCAUGCCAAUUGAGCCUCCGAUCGAACCAAUGGCGGCAUCGCCCAGUAAACCCCUCGCACACACAAACACACUCACACACACAGAUCUUCACAUACACACACAUACACGCAGACAUAGAUCUACAUACAAUGGCGCGAUUCAGCAAUGAAUCAUUGAAGCGACAACGCAAGCGAAAUAUUUACUUAUACAUACAUAAUACACACAUAUACACACACAUAUAUAAACGUAUAUAACACUAAAUAGAACAACGGGAAGAGCAGAAAACGCGAAUUAUUAGCGAAAGCAACAAACAAUGAGAGAAACGAACUAACAAAAGCGCAAAAAUAAUUAAAUCUUCAAUAAAAGAAAUCGAAAAAAAAAAA
Drosophila hydei is the source of this 8438-nucleotide messenger RNA. RefSeq names its product neurogenic protein mastermind (gene nocte). Lineage: Eukaryota; Metazoa; Arthropoda; Insecta; Diptera; Drosophilidae. Gene Ontology annotation, biological process: cell differentiation. The record is from RefSeq and is a predicted model, not a curated record. Bases 970 to 8088 code for a protein of 2372 amino acids. The transcript is spliced from 7 exons.